Messenger RNA from Rotaria sordida, 780 nucleotides. The record is from the annotation of a GenBank genome assembly. NCBI's taxonomy places the organism in Eukaryota, Metazoa, Rotifera, Eurotatoria, Philodinida, Philodinidae.
AUGACACGUUUUUACAAAACAGGAGUAGAUCGCAUAGAUAAAUAUUGUGUUGUUUUUACUUUGUUUUUUUCUCUUCUUCUAUUGAAAUUUUACAUAAUGGAUUUAUCUCGUUUCGGUCGUGACGAACUACAAAGAGGAAUGCUAAAUAAUAUGUUAGAACAAGUAGGUAUUGAUGAUGUUGGUUCAUUUGUUCAAGAAUUUCGAAAUGAAGCUAAUCGUGAAACUGUUGCUCAACAUCAUGGAGGUGGUGAUAAUGAAGAUGAAGAAGAAGAAGGAGAAGACGAUGAGGAUACAUCACGUCGUACUGCAUCAAGUCAAAAGGCAAAUCUAUUUUCAAUGGGAAGUUCACUCUUAAAUCAAUUUACCAGUGGUGGCGGUGGUGGCGGUGGUGGCGGUGGUGGUCGUAGUAGUGGAAAUGAUUCUCUUGAUAUGGUUCAAGGUGCAAUGAAAGCAUAUAAAAUGUUUUCAGGUGAUAAAGGCGAGAGUAGCGGCGGCGGUGGAGGAUUUCUUGAUAAUAUUAGUUCAACAUAUCAAAAUGCUCAAAAAAUGUAUGCUCUUUAUAAACAAUUCGAUAAAAAUGGUGAUGGACAAAUAACAUCUGAAGAUAUAGAAAUUUAUCUUCAAGAAAUGGGACUUGGAUUUGUUUCACCAUAUUUAGCUAAAGCUUUAUUUCAAGCAGUUGAUAAAAAUCAUAAUGGUUCACUUGAUUUUACUGAUCUUAUGGCAUUAGUAACUCUUUUAAAUAAACUAUCCGGUCAAUUUGGUGGAGUGCCUCAAUAG